AUGAGGUAUCAAAGAUCUAUUGAAACUCGGUCGGAGCUCGAUACCCAAGGAGCCCCCAUCAAGCUACGAGAGCAAUUCAGCCGCCAGUUCUGGUCCGACAUCAAGUGUGGCUGUCACCAAAGAGAGUUUCGUGAAAAAGAAAAAGGAAAUAUGCUAUGUGACGGGGCUCAUGGUUCUAGUACGAUACAUAAACCUGGUCUGGACUUUUCGUCGCACCGGUUCAACGUCGCACACAGUCCAUCUGCUCAAAAUCCAUCAUCAAAUAUGAUACCUAGAAGUCUUCAGCAAAAUAAAGGACUGCAUAAACAGAGCAUCCAAUUUCAGAUUUUUUCCGCUAUUCGGAAAAAUCAACAGGGAGGGUUCAAUGGCGUAUCAUUCAAUUCAUCUCAAACUCUCGCAUUUCCGAAAAUAACUGGCUCCAUGAUAGAUGGCCCUCAAGCAAACUUCUCGCUUCCUACAAUAGAUCGUACCUUACCGCAAAGAACAAACUUCCGAGUCGCAGCAAUGGAAAGACAUCAAGAGUUACUUCAGUUUUUUCGUGAACCAACGGAAAUAUCCGCAAGAACAAAAUUAGAGGCUGUGGAAAUCGAUGAAAAUGCAGAAACAAACCAAACCUCUGGUGCAAACAACAUCAGACAGCUACCAUCGGUAGAAGUUAGGGAAGCUGCGGCAAAUGCAGCUGAUGAGGCAAGCGAUACAAACAUAAUCAGACCGUCGUUGCAACUGCGGAUUGCAGGCGAAAUGGAGAUAUCUAGAAGACGAAAUCAGCACUCAAAGGCACAUGUGCGCAAAUUGUUAUGUAGAAUAUACUACAAUCCACAUCCCGACCUGUCCAAUGUGCCGGAACAUGUUGGAUCUUCCAUAGAGGAUUUCUUCUGA
Sclerotinia sclerotiorum 1980 UF-70 is the source of this 879-nucleotide messenger RNA. RefSeq lists its product with no specific name. Lineage: Eukaryota; Fungi; Ascomycota; Leotiomycetes; Helotiales; Sclerotiniaceae. The transcript has 4 exons. The record is from RefSeq and is a predicted model, not a curated record. The coding region runs from base 1 to 879 and encodes 292 amino acids.